Molecule: messenger RNA, 2991 nt
Organism: Penaeus chinensis
Lineage: Eukaryota; Metazoa; Arthropoda; Malacostraca; Decapoda; Penaeidae
Exons: 21
Coding region: 130-2967 (945 amino acids)
Source: RefSeq, a predicted model, not a curated record
AUGUUACGGUAAGAAUGAAAGAUGAGUCAGUGUCAUAUACAUCAAAAGAUAUGCACGUGUAAGACAAACGGUAGAAUAUUAGCAUUUUGCCCACGAAAUCAUUUCCCAUGACCCUUGGCCCAGGCUAAGAUGAGCAAAAAAAUGGAAGCCAUGGAAGGAGAUAAUUCUGACUAUGAGAAUGAAUUAGGCCCAGUACCUGUGAGUGAACUUCAGAAGCAAUUAGAAGUUGGGAAGCUUAUUGACAGAGCUUUUGAACAUGUCAAGCACAGCCAAGCAGCAGAAGAAGUAGCAGAUAUCGCAGCUGGUGCAGAAGGUCACCACCUUUUUGAUGGAGUUGCUGCAGUUCAGGGCCCUAUAGCUCCGGAGAUUCAGGCAGGCAAUUUUAGGGCAUUGCACUCUUCCAGUGGAGUUGGGUCUGAUGGAACUGGAUCUCGGAGUAUAAACCUUCGCUACUCAGGCACAGCAAGCAACGAUGUUCAAAAUCUUGCAGGAAAUGUUGAAACUGUUGAUGAUUUUUUAAAAGCAGGACCAUCCUUGGAGACAUUGCACAAGCUGAACUUAACACUUCAGAGACGGUUUGAGUACAAAAGAGACCAACUAGACAGGAUAUUACAAACAAACCUUACUAGACAGGCACAACUAAGGGAUGAAAUAUCGCAAGACAGAGCGAACACUGACCAGGAGAAGAAGGGAGAUACAAAGGAAAAAGCACCUUUCCGAGUUUCAAAUUUUUGCGUUCCCUAUUUCAAAAAUCGUAGUGGGAUGAAUGCUCCUAAGAAUGAAGAUGCUAGGUUCAAGCUUGACAAUGGCUGCCUGGACCUUUACACAACACGUGCACGCCAGUGGAAGGCAAGGGAAAAGGAGGCCUUGAAAGAGAGUGUACACAAGGAGUGGAAGCAGCAGCUUAUAGACACAAAGGAAUUGAAGCUGAGGGACCUCCAGAGAAGGUUGAGGAAUGCCGACACCAACAGUGAAGAAACAUCACUGGAAGAGAUGAAGAAGGACCUUGAGAAGCAAAUUAGGGAUUUAAGAGUGACACCUGCAGAAUCUCUAACACCUCCCCCACUUGAAAAAUUGGAUUGGGAGAAAAUAGCAGCUCAGACAUUUGAUGGCCAUCGAACUUCUGAUGAAUGCAGCUUGCAGUGGGAGAACCUGCUUCACCCUGCCAUAAAUACUUCAAAUUGGGAUCCUAAGGAAGAUAUGGCCAUUCAGGAACUGGUGACAUCAAGCAAGCAUGACAUUCCAGAUUGGAGCAAAAUUGCAUCAAAAUUAAAGACAAACCGCACAGGAUAUCUGGUGAUGCAGCGGUGGGUAUCGUUUAUUGCUCCUGCUCUAAACCCUGCCAAGUGGACACCAGAAUCAACUCAGAAAUUGAUUGAUACUGUGAACAUGCUUAGGGUUAGCAACUGCAUUCCAUGGGCACAGGUUCAUCAACAUCUUGUGGGUUUUAGCCGUUAUCAAAUCCAAAGUCGGUGGCGACAAAUCAACCCUGAACAGUCAAAGGGUCCCUUUACAGUGGAGGAGGACUUCAUUCUUAUAAAAGGCUUACACAUGUUUGGCUUGAAUUUUUCAAACAUUGCCCACUUCAUGCCAGGUCGAUCAUAUGCUCAAGUUCGUGAUAGAUACAAGCGAACUAUCCUGCCAAACUUAACCUACAAACCCUGGACAAGAGAAGAAGAUGAAAUUUUGAUUCAGGAAUGCCAAGUUGGGGCUCGCAAUUGGCGUAAGAUGAUCUUGCAGCUGCCAAUGCGGAAUGCCUGUCAGAUCAGAGUGAGAUAUCACAUUCUCCAAGAAUGGCAGACCCUGACAGACAGUAAUUUGCCCCCUCCUCCCUUGUUCCCAGUGUCCACAACCACUGAUGCAGAAAUGAUCAACAAGAUUCGCAUGAAUAUGAUUCGGGACACUAACCAAGUCAAGGAACUAGUGGACCAGAGUAGAGCAAAGACUGAUAUGAAAGAUGCAGUGAUGGUGUUGGAGAACCGCCGCAAGGAGAUAAAAGCCAGGAAGGCUGGUAACUCCAUGCAGAAACUAAAGUGCGUAACAGAGAAACGAGGACGAAGACAAGGAACUCCUAAUCCGCACCAGGUCACCCUUGAAAAUGCUUUUCUCACACAAUUCUUUCUUCCUUGGAGGUGCUAUCCAGGAAGUAUAAGUAUUUCAAGUGAGAUUGUUCAGUCAAAUCUCUGUUUGCUGGGUAGGGUUCAGCAGUUGAAGAUUUCCUCUGUGGUUUCUCCGGAAGAGCGAAAGAUGUUGAGUGCCCUUCAGUUGUCUGAUAUAGACACUAAAGUUGUGGACUCAUUGGUCAUAAAACCAGGGGAGGAAGAAGCAGCUGAUGAAUUUGAGGCUCAUGGUGAUGCUUGUCCAGAGACCAUCCCUCUCAUCCCUCCCAAUCAAACAACCUUAGGGGCCUUUAUUUCCCUUUUGUUGCACCGACCUCAGCUGGAGCAAAUGGCCUUAGGUGGUAUGAUAACAUCCAAAUUUAAAAAGUUACGGGAAUCUGGUCAGUCGAGCCAGAGAGGUCGGAAGAGGAAAUUAUUGAAAAACUUCAGGGACUUGUGCCCAGGGACAAGCAGGGGACUGGCCAGUGAUUGGUCGGAUAUUGACAGCCCUGAUGAAGUAGAAAGUUCAGAAACAAGAACAGCGCAACAGAAAGUUCACAUUACAUCUGUGGAACUGAACAAGACAGAGCCAGCAGCUAAAGUCAGAAGGAUGUGUAGAAAGAACGUACGAAGACAAAUUGCAGAAAAUGUUGCAACAUAUUCACGAGGCAAAAUUGGUGGAAACCCCAUUCCCAAAAGUAUGAGUGAAUCUGCUGCAGAGGCUGCAAAAGCAAGUACAGUGGAUACAGUGGUGUCAAAAGAGACAGAAAGGGAGGAAGCAGCUGGACGUCAACAUGCUGAUGAGUUGCUCUUCCACAGGAUGCUGUCAUUGUUCUACUGGCCUACCUUAAUGAGCAAGUGCAGGUGAUUAUGGAUCUUCAUUAAUAAGUGU